Molecule: messenger RNA, 5025 nt
Organism: Haliotis rubra (blacklip abalone)
Lineage: Eukaryota; Metazoa; Mollusca; Gastropoda; Lepetellida; Haliotidae
Product: WD repeat-containing protein 11-like
Cellular component (GO): cytoplasm
Molecular function (GO): protein binding
Source: RefSeq, a predicted model, not a curated record
UUUAUUCCAAUAUGGCGUCGUGACGAUUGGGGUGUAUUCUGAAUCUGUCAAAAAACAGCCGUGACAGUUUCAUUACUGACCUUGUGUGUGCAAAAUGAAACUGUUCCCGAAAAUAAUCACAGGGGCCUUGCAUGCUCAAAACAAAAACGCAUGUGACUGGGGCUGGCAAGGGAAGCUUGCUUAUGGUUGCCACAACUUUGUGACUGUGGUGGACCCAGGGACAGUUCAGGUUAUUCAAGUGCUAGAGAAACACAAGGCCAAUGUUGUGAAAGUGAAGUGGGGGAAGGAGAACUACCACCAUGACCUCAACAGCCCGUACACGCUGCGCCUGGUGUCUGCGGAUGCUGCCGGGGUCAUCAUCGUGUGGGAUGUUGCGCAGGGACAGGCCAAGGUGGAGUUUUCCGAGGGCAACAAGCCGGUACAAGACAUGGAGUGGCUGCGGUACCAGGAUGCAUCACGUGACCUGCUGGUGGCGCUACAUCCCCCAUACUCCCUGGUUCUGUGGAACGCUGACACCGGCACCAGACUCUGGAAGAAGACCUACACCGAGAACCUGCUGUCCUUCUCCUUCGAUCCCUUCAACUCCAAGAAUGUUGCAUUUUUGGGUCAGGAUUGCAUUGUGUUCAUUGAUGACUUCACCAUCACCAAGACCCCAUCCAGCAAUGGCAAAAAGUUCUACAUAUUCAGCCCGUCUAGUCAGAAUUCGUCCGUGAACCAGGCCGGGAACACCAACAGUCUGGAGAGGAAGUCUUCAUCCAAGAAUCUGGCACAGAGGAUGACCAGGAUCUUGGUGGGCGAGAGUAAACCAAGCAAGUCAAACCAGACUGAUGAAGAGACCAUUGCUCUAAACGAGUGCAUCCAGUUGUCUUUCCAUCAGUCGUGUCGCCACCACCUUCUUCUCCUCUACCCCAGAGAACUCCUCAUCCUUGACCUUGAAAUCAACCAGACUGUGGGGAUUAUCUCCCUUGACAAAGCAGCCUCCUCCUUUGCUCAGAUUAUCCCCUGCUGGCAGAGAGAUGUGUUCUACUGUCUGCACGAGAAUGGCAGUAUAUCGGUGCGGGUCCGCCGCAAGACCAACUUGAUGUCUGCGCCUGCAUCCGAGGGAUCUGGAGCAUUUGAUGAUACUCCACCUAAUGUAUCCUUGGAUGUGGCGUAUGACCUCCGUUGUCAGUCCGACCCGCUGCGAGUGACGCGACACAACCGGGUGUAUGGUAUAGCCUCCUCCCUCACCUCGGAGCGGACGCUGGCUCUCAUCAUGAGUGACAGCAGGGUCAUCUUGUGGGACCUCCACACCAUGGACAUGCCGAUUGAGAUUGACCCUCAGACGGCCUCCCCGCUGUACACACCUGGUCUGACUCUGCCGUCCCCAGCCCAGCAGAUCUCGUCCCGCAAACAGGACUUCCCCAUCAUAUCCAGCCUGGCAUACCCCAAGGCUGCUCUCACUGAUCUCAUUGGUCAGUCCCAGCUGCCCUUGGGUGAAGGUCAGAGAUCAAACAAAGGUCACACGGUUCAACUCAAGUUCAUCUUGACUGGGUUGUUGAACGGAAUCGCCGCUCAUGUCACCACCAUCAGAAUGUGUCCUCCUCUCACUAACAAGAACUGGAACAUCUACGAACCUCUGCUGGCUCUAGGUACUUUCUCCGGUGCUGUCCAGAUUGUGAAUGUGGCUUCUGGGCAGCUGGACCGAGAAUACAGCCUGCAUUCCUCCAUGGUCAGAGGUAUUGAGUGGUGUGGCCUGAAGACAUUCCUCUCCUACGCCUACCCCAACCCUGGCCCCAGUGGACUGGUCAAGAAUGAGGUGUUCUAUGUGGACAUCUUGUCUGGUAAAGUGACAUCGGUUAGGACACAGCGAGAUGAGGAGUCCCGCAUAGAGUCGCUGCAGAUCUCACAUCUCAGACAGUACUUCGUGCUGGCCUUCAAGGACAAGCCGCUGGAGCUGUGGGACAUGAGGACACUGACCAUCAUCAGGGAGCUGCCCAAAGCCUUCCCCAGACCCACAGCUGCUGUGUGGUCCCCCUCCCACAGUCUGAAGAGUCUGAAGAAGAAGUUGCUGGACUCGGGAGCGGAGGAGGACAAGACGUCCAUGAUCAAGUCUACCGAGGGAGAGACGCCGCCCACAACUACAUCCUCACAGACCAGUCUGUCAGACAGCACAACCAGUACCAAAGAAAAGAAAAGCCAGGGCAAAGUGACUGUGAGGGAACACUUUGUGAUGACAGACAAGGACGGCACCGUCUUCCACUUCAUAGUAGAGGGGAGCCUCAUCUCUGACGUCACCAAGAUACCCCCAGAGAGCGGCCUGAGCACUGUGACAACGCUGGCGUGGAAGGGGGACUUCCUGGUGUUUGGAGACGUCGAUGGCACUCAGUGUCUGUGGGACCUCAAGGCCAAAAUAUCCAGAACCACACCAUCCAGCCGAGGUUGGAUCAAGAAGAUCCGGUUUUUCAGUGGGAAACCGGGGCAGAGUUAUCUCCCCUUGACCUGCAAUGGGUACUAAUUAAACAAAACUGUCUUGUUUCAGUCUGAAAUCAUGCAUUCGAUAAAGAGUCCCAAGGAGAUUGCUAAAGUUGUUGAUGCGGAGUGGGCGGGGUCAGACAGGCCGGUGGUGGUCACUGCCAGUGGGUGUGUCCACAUCUUUGACAUCACCAUGAAGAAAGCCAGCUCUAGUAUUGACCAGUGGGACCUAGCAGAGCCAGUGUUUAGUCCCCACUUGUUGCCGCCCAAGUCGUCGCAGCUGAUGAAGUGCCUGCUGCAGCACCAGCCCUGGACGGAGGAGUUCAGUCUCAGUCUGGAGGGAAUGAGGGAGGAUGACUUGGAGGUCCAGAGGAUAGUCAACUCACAGAUACAGCUCAUAGACAGUGACCUAUUGGCCUAUCUGCCCUACUGUCAGUUCGGGACAGCCCAGAGAUGCCUCCUCACUGCCAGAUUGUUUGGUGAUGAAUCUGAAAUCCACUUCUGGACUGUGGCCCUUCACUAUCUCCGGUCAACGAAGGCCCAACCAGCCAGCAAGUCCCCAAGCCGUGUGACCUCCCAGGCAGACAUGACCGACCUGUUUGUGCCACAGACCCCGGGGUACAAGGAGGCCAGUGACCUCGUGUUGCUGGAGAACCCUGAGGAGGUGGAGAGACAACGCAUCCUCACCAACCUCUACCGCGACCAGCCACUGGAGCGAUGUUAUGAUGCCAUGGUCGACAACAGGAACUUUAAGAAAUACCAGCUAGACCGUGUGUCCCUCCAUGACAGCAAGCGGUCGACGUAUGAGCACACCCAGAAGUGUGCCGAGAACUACAUGCUGCUGGGGCAGACAGACCGGGCGGUGCAGUUGCUGCUGGAGACAGGCGAGAAUGACAACUACUACGUCGACAGUCUCAGGGCAUGCCUCGUAGCCAGCAUCAGGUCUUCCGGAGCCUCACAGAGCACCAUCAAGCUUGUUGCCACAAAUCUCAUCGCCAAUGGAAAAUUGUCGGAAGGGGUACAGCUGCUGUGUCUGAUAGACAAGGGGUUGGAUGCGUGUCGCUACCUCCAGACAUACGGCAACUGGGACAAGGCCGUCUGGCUGGCCAAGGCUACCCUAGACAACAGUGAAUGCAGUGAAGUAAUGAAGAGAUGGACUGAUCAUCUAUGUGGAACACAAGUCAACCUGAAGAGCAAGGCCCUGUUGGUGCUGCUGUCUCUCGGCCAGUUCUUCAAGGUGGUGGAGAUGCUGUAUGGGAUGAGAUGCUUUGACAGGGCCACCUGCUUCAUCGAGGCUUGUCUGGAGUUUGGGGUCAUCGAGAAGACACCCGAAACUGCUUCACUGAUGGAAGCAGUCUUCCUGGAACAUGCCAGAUUUCUGACUAACCUUGGAUUGAGGAAAGCUGCCGAGUACUACUGCCACCUAGCGGGCAACAAGGGCCAGCAACUCUUGAAGGAAGUUGAAAUACUAUUCACCUAACACAGUAUCAUUGUAAACUUGUGAAAUGUAAUAUAUUACAAACCACCAACGCAUUUGAAUAUUAGAAUGGGUGUUGUGUGAAAGUGUUUGCAGGUGUAAUGAAAGUUUAUGGGUGAGGCUCUUAUUUAAAAGUUGAACAUUAUAAGUGAUAUUUAUGAACACAAAUCAAAUUACUUAUGAAGGAAGGAAAACUGAGCAUUUCAACUCAAUACAGAAAAUGCUUAUUGUCAUAUCCUGAUUCUUCGGACAUUUUUUUAUUAACCUGAAAUGUUGAUAUGAACAUAUUGAACUCUUUCAGAGUCGGGCUGGUGGGGGUAGCCUAGUGGUUAAGGCGUUCGCUCGUCAUGCCGAAGACCCGGGUUCGAUUCCCCAUAUGGGCACAUUGUGGUGUCCCCCGCCAUGAUAUUGCUGGAAUAUUGCUAAAAGUGGCGUAAAACUAAACUAGAACUUUCAGAGUCAGUACUUCCAGGAUAUAUGACAUACACAAGUAUUAUGAUCUUUUUUCAUUUUUCUUUGUAGUGAAUGCUGCAAUGGUAAUUUUACUACAUAUAAUUCAUAUUAAUAAGUUUCCAAAUAUUUGUGAAAUAAGUUAUGUUUUUCCAUCAACAAUGACAAACCAUGUUUUCUUUUGUUUUGUUAGAGUUUUCUUGUCAACAUGAUGUUAGGGUAUGUUAUGAAAUAAUGUAUAUUUAGUCUCAUUACGUUUGUGAUACUCAGCGAGCCAGAUCUUCAUGGAGGAGGGAGCUCAGUAGGAAUUGUCUAGUCCUUUGGUUUACAGAGCAGAUGCAUUUGUUAUACACCAGACGUGUAAUUCUGUGUUACUGUGAGAUGAUGCUUCACACUACCCCGCAACUACUGACGAGUGCUGGAAAGGCGAACUCAGUCUGGUGGGGUUAGCCCAGUGGAUAAAGUGCUUGAUAUGAUAAAAUGUCCGAUUCUUCGCAUAGAUACAGGUCAAGCAAACGUCUGUCAUUCUCCAUCAUGGCUGGAAUAUUUCUAAAAGCAGCAUUUAUCCAGUGUAUGAAAUAGCCAAAAAUUCCAGCCAGACAUCUGGGCUAGUAACUUCAAAAACUUACCAGCCCAGAAGAGAU